This is a messenger RNA of Cuscuta campestris, 2168 nucleotides long. Lineage: Eukaryota; Viridiplantae; Streptophyta; Magnoliopsida; Solanales; Convolvulaceae. The record is from the annotation of a GenBank genome assembly.
UUAUAUGUUUGUUUUCCAUUUUCUUUAAAUUGAGAUUGUUUAAGUGCAAUAAACAAUUCUUGAUCUAUUGAAAAUACGUUGUGUUUUUCUAUGUGAAUAGAAAAAACGUCAUUGGUUUGAGAAGUUCAUGGAAAUCUGUGAAAUGUGCUCAUCAUUAGGAGAAAAGGUUUAUUAAAAUGCAUAAGGUAUUGGCGGUUUGUGAAUAGAUUAUGCAUGAGAGUUAGAAUGAAAAAAAAUUCGCUCUUUUAUAAACUUUUUCUAUAGUGGAAGUAUGUUUUCAUGCUUGAUUGGUGAGUUGGGGUUCUAAGAAUAUAAGCUUUCUGCCUUAACUGAUGCUAUUUCUAAACUUGUUGUGGGUAAUAUAGGGGGUAGUAAGGGUAAACCUUGUGGAGUGUGUUGCUUGGAAGGACAUCCUACUGAUGCGUGUCCAACACUCCAAAAUCCUGAAGUCAAUGCUUUGUUUUUCAAUAAUAACAACCAAAAGAAGUAUGAUCCUUUUUCUAACACUUAUAACGAGGGUUGGAGAGACCAUCCAAAUCUGCGUUAUGGUCCUCCGAGGGGUAAUAAUCUGAAUUUUUCUAAUAAUCCACCUCCCCAGCAAGAUAGGGCAACCCAGAUGUUAGAACAAGUGCUUAAAAAGAUGGAUGAUAAAUUUACUUCGGUUGACAUAAGUCUUAAGCAACUUCAAGAAAGACAAACAGCCUCUGAAACUUUGAUUAGUAAUAUGCAAGCUCAAAUGAACAAUAGGCUGCCUUCUCAACCCUUUCCCAACCCUAAAGAGAACCUUAAUGCUAUAGAGUUGAGGAAUAAAAAAGUGCUCAAAGAACCUAAAAGCAUUAGGGAAGAGGAAAAAGAGUUAAAAGUUGAACGUAGAAGUCCAAAACAGCCCUUAGAACCUGAAAUCCAGCCUCUGGACUCUGAAGACCAGCCUUUAGAACCUGCAACCAGCAUCUUAGAUGAAGACAAUGAGGCUGAAAAAUCUGAGGAAAAAGGAGAAACUGACCUUAGUGAUAGAAAUCCCGCCCUACCACACCUUAAGGCACCCUUCCCUAGCAAAUUCCUUCAACCUAGAAAGCCUAAAGAAAUUGAUCUUGCACUUCUUGAUACUUUUAAGAAGGUAGAGAUUAAUUUACCUCUCUUAGAAGCUAUUAAGCAAGUCCCUAAAUAUGCUAAGUUCCUAAAGGAGCUUUGCACCAACAAGAAUAGGCUAACGGGGAAUGAACGGGUAAGAAUGGGUGAAAAUGUCUCUGCUGUUUUUCAAAAGAAAAUUCCUCCAAAAUGUAAGGAUCCUGGUGUUUUUACCAUUCCUUGUCUUAUUGGUGAUUUGCACUUGGAUAGAGCCAUGUUGGAUUUAGGAUCUUCUAUUAAUGUAAUGCCCAAAGACGUUUUUGAUAAGCUUAAUAUUGGGGAACUGAAACCGACAGGGGUAGUGAUCCAAUUAGCCGAUAGGAGUUAUACUUAUCCCGAUGGUCUUCUUGAGGAUAUCUUGGUGAAAGUCAAUGACUUAGUUUUUCCCGCCGAUUUUUAUGUGUUGAGCAUGGGUUCCGAUACAUCUGACAUACCCAUUCUUCUAGGUAGACCUUUCAUGAAAACUGCUAGAGCUAAGAUUGAUGUUUAUGAUGGGGUUUUGUCGCUGGAAUUUGAUGGUGAAAAGAUUGAAUUUAACUUAUCUUCUGCGAUGAAAAGUCCCAUUGAAAAUAAUCAGCUUUGUUCUAUGGAUGUGAUUGAUGAUUGUGCUCAAGCUGUUUUUAACUUGUCUAGUGAUGAUGUGUUUGAUUCUGUGUUGUGUAAUAGUUUGGACAGGGUAGAACUUGAAUGCUUAGAAUACAGCCUUCCUAGUGAAGUUUUGAACUUAGUUGAAUACCUUGCUGAGUUUGAAGAGCUAGAAAACCUUAGCCAACCUGUGUUUAGGGCUGAGUUACUUGAGAACAGACCUAAGCUAGCUCCAUCCUUAGUUUCUCCACCCAAACUUGAGCUUAAAGACCUGCCCGAAGACCUUAAAAGGACCACCGUCCAAUCCUAGCCUUUUCACUGGAUCAUUUCCAGAUGAGAAUCUGUUGGCAAUUUCUACAAUUCCUUGGUUUGCUGACAUAGUAAAUUUUAAGGUUACUAAGACCUUUCCUCUUAAUAUGCCCAAGUCCCUACGUGAAAAAAUUCUGUCUCAAGAU